This is a messenger RNA of Pelagomonas calceolata, 1526 nucleotides long. The record is from the annotation of a GenBank genome assembly. Lineage: Eukaryota; Pelagophyceae; Pelagomonadales; Pelagomonadaceae.
CUCCCGCGUCCCAAUCGUCACCUUUCGUGUGGAGCAGCAGUAACAUCUCAACGCUAGCUAGCUUUGCUUCCGGAAGACACUUCCCUACCAUAUCGCGCGCUCGCGCGGUCUGGUAGAUCGAGGCUCGGACCCCCUAGGGUGAGUUCGGGUUCUCUACUAUCAAGUCCUUUUUGGCAGCCGUACGCACGACUUGCUGAGCAGCCAAGCCAUCUGUGCGGGCUGCGUCAGCUCUCCCUGGCUGAUGGGCUCUCACAAAGGCAGUGCUGCAAAGUAGUGGUGCCAAAAUGUCCUGGAAGCGCGCGGUCGGCACCGUUGCCGCUCAAACUGGUGCGUGCGGCGCGCUCCUGAGUCUCCCCGAUGAUGUGCGCGACGACGUCGGCGUCGCGCCGGGUGUCGCCGCGAUCUACGCCGCCGGCGCGGGGACCUGCUACGCGCUGCGGCCCGCCGCGGCAGAAAGUAUUGCGGCGCGCGUCGCCUGGUACGGCCUCUUCGCCGGGCCCGUGAGCGGGAGCCUCGCGAUGGGCGUCGCCGCCUACGCCGCGUCAUUAAUACUGCCGCCGACGAGCCCGCUGCCGCCGGCGGGCCAGGCGCGGCUGACGGCGGCCCUGCAGGAGCGGGACCUCGGCUCGCUCGCGGGCGCGCGGCACCUGCCGCCGGAGACGGUCGCGCACCUGUGGCACGAGGCGCUUUCGCCGUUUUUGGAGGACGAGGGCUGCGACGCGAAGGACUGCGGGCCCUUCGCGCCGGCCGUGGCGCAGAUCCAGCGCCGGCCCGCGGCGCGUGAUGCGUUGAGGAGGGUGGCGGCGGACCUCGGCGGCGGGGAAGGGUUCGAGGGCCUCGCCCUGGCGCUCGUCGCGGCCAGUGCACAAAUCAAAUUUCGCGGCGCUUCUCAGCACGGCCGCGUCAUCGCCGAGAAAUGACUUAGUGCAGUCGACGCACUGAUUGAUUUACGCACAGGUCGCGGCCGAGCGCUGCGUCGACGGCGACACGCAGAGGUGCGCCGACGUCGCCUGGGCGCUCGGCAAGGCGGCGCCCGUGGUCCCGCCCGCCGUGCGGCGCCGGGCCACGUCGGUGCCGACCUUCGCGCCGGCGGCGACCUACGUCGGCCGGCGGCCGGGCUACAAGUUCACGGCGGGCGCGCGCGGCGUGGGUUAUUAUUUGGACUACCCGGCCCAGCCGCUGCCCACGUCCUUCGAGCCCGUCGGCGAGGCGCCCGACACGGCGCUGCACGCGGCGCAGCUCGCCUGGUGGGUCGCCGAGGCGCGCGCUUCUGAUCAAAACGCGUUCGCGGCCCAGGCAUCAACUCUGUGGCGGCCGACGCCGCGCGCAAUCGCUCGCGUCGUGUUGGGAGGCGCCGCGCUGGAGCGGUCCGCCGGCAAGGCCCCGGAGGCCGGCGUGGUCGCGUGCGUCGAACUCGCGCGCGCGUUCGGCGGCGACGUGCGACCCGUCGACGGCGCGCACCUCGCGCUCCAGGAGAAGAUCUUCGGAGCGCAGCAACCGCCACCUAGUAGUUAACAAGUUGUUAU